Messenger RNA from Arachis duranensis, 1854 nucleotides. Its product is annotated as probable inactive receptor kinase At5g53320. Gene Ontology annotation, molecular function: protein binding; protein kinase activity; ATP binding. The record is from RefSeq and is a predicted model, not a curated record. Bases 1 to 1854 code for a protein of 617 amino acids. The transcript is spliced from 2 exons. Gene Ontology annotation, biological process: protein phosphorylation. NCBI's taxonomy places the organism in Eukaryota, Viridiplantae, Streptophyta, Magnoliopsida, Fabales, Fabaceae.
AUGUUUCCGAUUCCAAGGAUCCUGUUUUUCUUUGAUGUUCUUCUUCUUCUUCUUCUUCCCUUCUUUGGUGAGUCUAAUAAUUCAUCAUUAGAAUCUGAUCCUUUCUUCAAUUUCCUUAGUGCUAUUGACCCAAAAAAUGUUCUUAACAUAAGUAGUAGCAAUGUUAUUAUUGGUUCAUCAUCACCAUGCUUGGUCAACUUGAAUAAUAAUAAUAAUAACAAUGGUGUUAUUAUUAUAAGAUGCAACAAAAAUGCCACCAAUAUUGUUGAGAUAAGGCUUGAGAAUUUGAACCUUAGUGGCACAAUUGAUGCUGAUUCUCUAUGCAAGCUUCAAGAAUUAAGGGCUCUUAGCUUAGCCAACAACAACAUCAAAGGCAAAAUCCCACACUCAAUUUCGCAUUGUACAAGGUUGAUGUAUCUAAAUCUUACAAGAAAUCAAUUGAGUGGGAAUGUACCUACUAGAUCCUUAGCCAAGUUGAAAUUUCUCAAAAAAUUGGACAUAUCCAACAACAAUUUCAUCCAUGGUGUGAUCCAAAUUAAGCAUGAGUUCAUCAAGGGUAGUAUUGUAAAUUCAUCACCACAAUCAAGUGUUUCAAGCAAUAAUGAUACCUCAAAUAAUGGAUCAUCAUCAUCAUUUCCAAUAAUAUCUAUGAAAUUGUUAAUACCAUUGAUAUUAGGGCUUGUAAUUCUUUUAGUAUCACUUAUCUUUGCCUUCAAGAAAUUACCAAAGCUAUGUAGAGAGGGAAUAAUAAAAGUACUAAGAAGUCAUCAAGUUUCUCCAUCACAAAAGUCCAUAACAAGUGAUCAAAUGGUCAAGAAGGGUGGUUUAGAAGAUUCACCAUCACUAGGGCUUGUGUUCUUUGUUGAAAAAGAAGAGAGGUUCACCAUGGAGGAGUUGCUUCGCGCCGCGGCGGAUCUAAGGAGUGAGAGCUUUUGUAGCAGCCUAUACAAGGUGAAGCUUAAUAAUGUGGAGAAUAAUGUUCAAUACUAUGCUGUGAAGAGGUUAAAGAAUGUUCAAGUUUCUUGUGAAGAUGAGUUUGGAGAAACAUUGAGGAAAAUAAGCAAAUUGAAGCAUCCAAAUGUUCUUCCACUUGUUGGCUACCGUUCUACAAGUGAAGAAAAGCUUGUCAUCUACAAGUAUCAAACCAAUGGAAGCCUCCUCAAUCUCUUGAAUGAUUACAUAGCAGGUAGAAAACACUUCCCAUGGAAACUGCGUCUCUCUAUAGCAUGUGGAAUUGCAAGGGGUAUGGCCUUCAUAUAUAGGAAGAAGUUGAAUAACAAUAACAAAGAAGAAGAAGAUGAUUCCAUUAUUCCUCAUGGGAAUCUCAAGCCAUCAAACAUACUCCUCAAUGAAAACAAUGAACCACUCAUAAGUGAGCAUGGCCUAACAAAAUUCAUGGAUCCAAAUAGAUCCGGGUUCCUCCUUUCCUCUCAGGGAUAUACCGCGCCAGAAAGAUGCAUUUCUGAAAAAUCUGAUGUAUAUAGUUUUGGCGUGAUCUUGCUCGAAUUACUAACUGGCAAGAGCAUCGAGAAAAGUCGAAUCGAUCUCGCGAGAUGGGUUCGAUCUAUGGUAAGGGAAGAAUGGACCGGAGAAGUGUUUGAUAAAAAAGUUGGGACAAAUGAACAUCAAUGGGCUUUUCCAAUAUUGAAUGUUGCCCUAACUUGUGUUACAAGGUUCCAAGAAAAUAGGCCAACCAUGGGAGAGAUCUUAGAGAGGAUUGAAGAGGUUAUGGAUGAGCAAGAACAUCAAGAACAAAUUGCUUCUUCAAAAUGUUGCUCUAAUGGAUCCAAAGAUUGUUGUUCACUCCACAAAAUCAUUCCUGAUACAUGGGAUUCACCAGGUUCCAAUUACUAA